UGCUCCAAUCUUACGGGUACUUUACGAAUCCUUCAACCUGCUCGUUUCAGAAUUAGAUCAAAGCUCGCUGCGGAAGUUCUUCAUCUAAUCACCAUUGCAUUCAUUUGAGACUCAAUAUACUGAGAGUUAUCUGAACUUGCAUGUUUAGGAAGAAGAAAAGCUCUGUGAAUUCUAAAAAUGGCGAAUAGCUAUGCAAGAGUGAAUGCGCCGUUGUCAAGAUUCGGAGUAUUGGUGGCCCAGUUGGAAUCCAUAGUCGCCUCUGCAGUUCACAAGCCUCCUGACCCUCUCCUCUGCUUUGAUCUCCUCUCUGAUCUCAUCUCCGCCAUUAAUGAAGAGCCUAAGGAAUCCAUACUGCUGUGCCAGAGGAAAUGCGAGGAUGCUAUUUAUUCUCUACUUGUGCUUGGUGCAAAAAAGCCUGUACGACACUUGGCAUCUGUGGCUAUGGCGAGGGUCAUACAAAAGGGUGAUGCCAUUUCGAUAUAUUCCAGAGCUAGCAGCUUGCAGGGAUUUCUCUCAGAUGGAAAGAAGAGCGAGCCUCACCCAGUUGCUGGUGCUGCUGAGUGCUUGGGUGAAUUGUAUUACUACUUUGGGAGAAGAAUUACUUCUGGAUUACUGGAAACAACAAGAAUUGUCACAAAGAUGUUGAAGUUUAAUGAGGAUUUUGUGAGAUAUGAAGGUCUAAACAUGCUUCAAAAGGCUUUGGAAGGAUCAGGUGGCAGUGCUGCAUCGACAGCAUAUAUAGAGGCAUUCCGAAUCAUAAUGCGAACAGGGGUUGUAGACAAAUCAGUUAAUGUUAGAAUUGCUGGGGCUAGAUGUCUGAAGGCAUUUGCUAACAUUGGUGGACCUGGAUUAGGGACUGGAGAACUUGAGAGCUCAUCAUCUUAUUGUGCUAAGGUGCUUGAGGACCCGGCACCAUCCGUUAGAGAUGCCUUUGCUGAAGCCUUAGGAGCACUGCUUGCUCUUGGAAUGAAUCGUGAUGCACAGGUGAAUCCAAGGGGAAAAGUUCAUGUUACACCCAAAAAAAUCCAAGGAGGUCUAGACAAGCAUUUGGUUUUACCCUUUAUAAAAGCAAGUGGACCUCGUUCAAAGUAUUUGCGGGUCGGCCUUACCUUAUCAUGGGUGUCAUUUUUACAGGCCAUUCGUUUGAAGUACUCUCUUCCUGAUAGUGAGCUUGAUAAGUUUGCCAUCCAAGUUAUGGGCAUGCUUUGCGUAGACAAUUCUUGGGACACUCAAGCACUGGCAUGCGUCCUUUACAUUCUUCGAGUUGGUUUAACGGAUCAAAUGAGUGAAGCUACUCAAAGUGGCUUUUUGGUUGUUUUGAGCAAGCAGCUUCAAUCUCCCGACACGACUUCUUCAAUGCGAGUUGCUGCUUUACGCACCCUGUCUUAUGCUUUGAAAACACUGGGCGAGGUGCCUGCUGAAUUCAAGGAAGUUCUUGAUAACACUGUUGUUGCAGAAGUUUCUAAUAUGUCACCACAAGUACGUGUUGAGGCUGCUUUAACAUUGCGUGCACUCGCUGAGGUUGACCCUACAUGUAUAAGUGGUUUGGUUUCUUAUGCAGUAACAAUGCUUAGUGCGCUCAGAGAAAACAUUGCGUUUGAGAAGGGUACUAAUCUAAAAGCUGAGCUAGACUGCCUGAAUGGGCAAGCUGCAGUUUUUGCGGCAUUGGUAUCUGUUUCUCCAAAAUCACCUCUUGGCUAUCCAGCUAGAAUGCCCAGUUCUGUUCUUGAAGUUUCCAAGAAAAUGCUGUUAGAGUCUACUAGGAACCCUACUUCAGCUGCUGUUGAAAAGGAAGCUGGAUGGAUGCUUUUAUCAUCGCUACUGUCUUCCAUGCCAAAACAGGAGCUUGAAGAGGAGGUUUUUGAUAUUCUUUCCCUAUGGGCAUCUGUGUUCAGCGGAAAUCCAGAACACCAUUUUAGUGAUGCAUUAGAUUUUCCGUCUAGUUUAUGUGUAUGGUCUGCUGCGAUGGAUGCAUUGACGGUGUUUAUAAAACACUUUCUUUCUUCUCUUGAUGUGAAUAAGGGGGUGCUACUUCAGCCAGUGCAACUAUAUCUUAGUAGGGCCCUCUCCUGCAUAUUACAAUUGGUGACUAGAGACAACAGUAAUGCAAAACCCGGAGUGGAUGUAUUAAUCAUCAAGACACUGCAGGCCUAUCAGUCCCUUUCUGACCCAAAUGCAUAUAAAAGUGAUCAUGCUCAUAUUGUUUAUCUUUGUACAGCACCUUUUAGGGAAGCAUCUAAAUUUGAAGAAAGUUCGUGCUUGCGCAUGCUUCUAGACAAGAGAGACGCAUGGCUUGGUCCUUGGAACCCUGGAAGUGAUUGGUUGGAAGAUGAACUUCGUUCAUUCCAAGGGGGGAGUGAUGGCUUAUUGCCUUGUGUUUGGGAACAUGAGCCCCCCACUUUUCCUCAGCCGGAUACAAUAAGCAAAUCCUUGGUAAAUCAAAUGCUUCUCUCUUUUGGAACCAUGUUUGCUUCCCAGGAUAAUACGGGCAUGCUUGCACUUAUUGGUACAGUUGAGAAAUGUCUAAAGGCUGGAAAGAAACAAGCUUGGCAUUCCGCUAAUGUUACUAAUAUAUGUGUUGGGUUACUUGCGGGAUUAAAGGCAUUGCUUGCAUUACGUCCUGAGCCCCUUUGUCUGGAAGUUUUCAGUGCCGGACAGUCUAUUUUUCAGAUGAUUUUGGCUGAGGGUGAUAUCAGCUCAUCUCAACGUAGAGCACUGUCUGAAUGUCUUGGGUUGCUAGCACGACUUGGGAAUGAUGUCUUAACUGCUAAAUUGACAAGAUCAUUCCUUGAUGAUGUAAAUAGCACAGCAGAUUCACAUUACGCUGCUUCGAUUGCCCUUGCGCUUGGUUGCAUUCAUCGCAGUGCAGGGGGAAUGGCAUUGUCAAGUUUAGUGCCUGCAACUGUGAACACACUGUCUUCUCUGGCUAAAAGUUCAAUCACUUGCUUGCAAAUCUGGUCUUUGCAUGGACUUCUCUUGACAAUUGAAGCUGCUGGCUUGUCUUAUGUGUCUCAUGUUCAGGCAACACUUGGCCUUGCUAUAGAUGUUCUUAUGUCCAAUGAGGUUUGCUCUAUUGAGCUUCAACAAGGUGUGGGCUGCCUUAUAAACGCUAUUGUUGCAGUUCUUGGUCCUGAUCUAGCUCCUGGAAGUAUUUUCUUCUCCCGCUGCAAGUCUGUCAUUGCAGAAAUUAGCUCCAGGCAAGAAACAUCAACACUUCUCGAGAAUGUCCACUUCACUCAGCAAUUAGUACUCUUUGCACCACGUGCUGUUAGUGUGCAUUCCCACAUUCAGGCUCUCCUCCCUACGCUCUCCUCAAGACAGCCGACACUCAGGCAUCUUGCUCUGUCUACCCUAUGCCAUCUCAUAGAAAAGGAUCCGGUCUCUGUCAUCAAUGAACAAAUAGAAGUUGCAUUGUUCCAUAUGCUUGAUGAGGAAACUGAUGCUGAGAUUGGCCGGUUAGCUCGUACUACAAUCAUGCGUUUGCUCUAUGAGUCAUGCCCAUCAUGUCCUUCUCAGUGGCUUUCAAUAUGCCGCAAGAUGAUCCUUGCUUUAUCAUCACGGGAUCUCAAGACUAGUGGUAACAUUGAGAGUGCUCUGAGUGGUCCAGGAGCUGAGACAACAAUGCAUUUUGGUGGAGAUGAGGAAAACAUGGUCUCUAGUUCCAAAAGCCAAUCUGCUGAGAGUUUUGCUUCUGUUAAUGCCAGCAUUUAUUCCAAAGGCAAGCACCUUAGAUAUCGGACAAAGGUUUUUGCCGCUGAAUGCUUGGGUUAUAUACCGGAGGCUGUUGGAAAGAGUCCUGCUCAUUUUGACCUUGAUGUAGCGAGACAGAAGCCUCCAAGCGGACAUCACUUUGGUGAUUGGCUAGUUCUUCAUUUACAUGAGCUCAUUUCACUGGCUUAUCAGAUUAGCACCAUUCAAUUUGAGAACAUGCGGCACAUCGGUGUAUCACUCCUUAGUACCAUCGUUGACAAGUUUGAAACUGUCAAGGAUCCCGAGCUUCCUGGACACCUCCUUCUAGAGCAAUAUCAGGCACAACUUGUUUCAGCAAUUCGAACAGCAUUGGACUCUUCUUCUGGUCCUAUACUUUUGGAAGCAGGCUUGCAGCUUGCGACUAAGAUAUUGACAUGCAAAAUUAUCACUCAUGACCAACUCUCUGUGAAACGGAUAUUUUCUUUGAUCUCUCGACCACUAAGCGAAUUUGAUGACCUCUACUAUCCAUCAUUUGCAGAGUGGGUAUCAUGCAAGAUCAAAAUAAGGCUUCUAACAGCUCACGCCUCUUUAAAAUGUUAUAUUUAUUCAUUCUUGAGAAACCAAGAUAAUGAGAUAUCUGGCGAGUAUGCAUCUCUAUUACCUCUGCUCUCUGAGAGUUCAAACGUUCUAGGUAUGUACUGGCUUGGGGUAUUGAAAGACUACUGUUAUGUCUGCUUCUGUUCACAUCCUAAUGGAAAUUGGAAACCAUUCCUUGAUGGAAUUCAAUCUCCAUUAGUUUCAACUAAUUUGCUCCCGUGCUUAGAGGAAUCCUGGCCCCCCAUUCUGCAAGCAGUUGUUUUUGAUGCAGUUCCAAGGAACUUUGUCUCCAAGGAGUCAUAUUCUACUGAAAACGAUUCACAGAGUACCUGCAUCUCUGAAUACAACAUGGUUAGGCUGGGGUUAGAAGAAUUCCAGUUUUUGUGGGGCUUUUCUCUUAUGACUUUGUUUCAUGGUCAAGAUCAAUCUCUCCACUAUUGCAUGAAACAAAUGGGCUCUGCAAAAUCUGAAAAGGGGGAUGUGAAUAUUGCAGAAUCAAAGCUCUGUGACACGUUAUUCCCUAUAUUUCAUGCUUUGCCAAGAGAAAGUUUUUUCAAUGCAGGAUUUCUGACAUUGGAGAUCUGUCAAGAGCUGUUGCAGGUCUUUUUUUUUACCACUUAUGCAAAUGAUGUAUGGGACUCUCUUGCAAUGCCAGUUUUCUCUAAGAUUGUUCAAUCUUGUCCCGAAGAAUUCCUAGAGACAGAGAAAUAUGCAGACUUGGCAAUAGAACUCUGUUUGGCAUUUUUCUUUAAAUUCUCAAGUGAUGCAUAUUCUCAAUACCAUUCAGAUAGAGAGGAUAUGAUAUUCUCAGUACUUACUACAACUGUGAUGCUUCUGAGCCGGUUUGAAUCAAAGAUGCGCUUAAAGUCACUAUUGGCUUUUAUAUUGGUUGGUUUCAAAUGCCUUGGAUUGGCAACAACUGAUGUAUUCCUUACAAGAAUGAAAGAUUAUUUCCAGUCCGUCACUCCUUUAAUACAUGUUAAUGGCGCGCCUCAUCUUGGAGAUGAUGAUGUCCAGUUCUUUACUGCCACUUUUAGAGCUUGUAUCAGUGCAAGUGCUAGUUCACUUGAGGACUGUAUUGAGAGUAUUCAUCAAUUCCAGGAUAAGAAGUCCAAUAGGCUAAAACUACUUUUCAUGAAGCUUGCUAUGUAUUUGGAGCAAUGUGUUUCAUUGGCUAAAACAGCAUUUGAAGUUGAAUGUCAUAGAGAAAAACAAGAAUUCAAAGUGGUCUUAUAUGCCACAUUAUGCCAUAGCACUAAAUGCUUCCAGACUGUUCUUAGCGAUUCUGAGAUACAGGUUCAAGCAGUUGGUUUGCAAUUAUUAAAGGGAAUACUACAAAAAGGGGCCACUGCAGAAUCCUACUCUUUAGCAAUAUUCUUUGUUGGGGAACUUGUGGAAGACAUUAUUACAGUAAUCCUGAAAAUUUUAAAGAAAGUGAUUAGUAGGGAAGCGGUAGCAAUUGUUGGAGAAUGCUUGAAAAUCUUAAUGCUUCUCCAGACACUAUCAAAACAUAUCGACAGUCAGAAAGGUCUUAUGAAUCUGCUCUUGGAAACUAUUCUCUUGAUUUUUACAUCAUCAGAUGAUCAUUCUGAGGGAACACGUGAGAUGAGAAUCAUGGCUAUAAAACUGGUCUCACAACUUGCCCAAAUUUCUUAUUCAACUGUCUACUUCAAGGACGUCUUACUGUCAAUGCCUAUAAAUAGGAGACAACAACUUCAAGAUAUAAUUCGUGCAUCAGUGAAUCAUGACGAGAAUCCAGGCCAGUCGAAACCCAUUGUACCACCUUUAAAUUUGAAACUGCCUCCACAAGUUGAGGAAACGGAGCAGAAAGCUUCCCCUGGUUCUCUCACAAGAGAAUCCGAAGACAUUUCCUUGGAAGAGGAAGAAGACGAUUGGGACACUUUCCAGUCUAUUCCCACCUCCUCCGGUGGACCUCACCCUUCCCAAACAGUGGACGAUCCUAAUUUGACAAAGGACGAAUCAUUUUCAAAUAGCGAUUCGGGAAAUAUCGACCCGGAGACACAUAAUAGUUCCAAAUCCUUAGACCUUGCAGAACAACAAAUCACAGUUGCCCAAGAGAACUAUGAAUUCGCCAGUACCAGUUGUUGCAGUGACCAGGUACGUGAUUCCCAACAUAAUUUAGACCAAACUGAGGAACCCAUCCAUUGCGAGGAGGACACCACAGGUAUGAGACAGGAUGCUGAACAUAUCCCACGUAUUCAAUCUGUUGCGGUGAACGGAAAAGACACGGAGCCAUCUCAUGAAACUGGGCUUGAAGUGGCUGGCAUUACUAAUUCAUUGCUGUCUGAGGUCUCUACAGUUUUUUCCGAGGACAGGUGUAGAGAUGGAGGAGAGAACGACGGGUGAAACUGGGGGUCACCAUAAAAAGGCGGUAACCUACUCUCUUUAAUGUUACUGUAAAUGUGCCUCAAUUAGUUAUUUUGGGGUCUAUUUUUACUUUGUUUCAGAUUUCGUUGUUUUCUGAAAUAGACCGUCCGGUCUUGGAUAACUGCCGAAACAUCAUAAUUUUUUUUAAAAAAUUUUUUGUUUUGUCACAACGGAUCUGACUUCAUAAUA
Molecule: messenger RNA, 6864 nt
Organism: Cuscuta campestris
Lineage: Eukaryota; Viridiplantae; Streptophyta; Magnoliopsida; Solanales; Convolvulaceae
Source: the annotation of a GenBank genome assembly